Messenger RNA from Callorhinchus milii (elephant shark), 1719 nucleotides. It is a transcript of the gene cstpp1, whose product is annotated as chromosome unknown C11orf49 homolog. NCBI's taxonomy places the organism in Eukaryota, Metazoa, Chordata, Chondrichthyes, Chimaeriformes, Callorhinchidae. The transcript is spliced from 9 exons. Bases 180 to 1160 code for a protein of 326 amino acids. The record is from RefSeq and is a predicted model, not a curated record.
AGUGCGCCGAGUCGGGAGCUGUUCGCUGCAGCACCUUUUCCGGGAAGCCGCUGUUAUGGUAACAGGAGCCGAGAGAAGGAGAGAGAUAAAGGGGUUGUGGAUGUGCCUUUGCUCUCCCUCUGCUCCCGCUCUCAUUUUGUUCCCGAUUUACCGCUCCGGGACGUGCGGUGUGUGCGGACAUGAACGUGGAUCGCGUCUCUCUGGGCGCCGACGAGUAUUUAAGUCACACACAGAUUCUAACCUAUGUUGAAGAUGCAUUGAUACAAUUGUUAGAACACAAGGAGGAGUACAGUAGAGCUGGGAUUUCUAGAUUCUUUGCUGAAUAUUUCAACAGUGUCCGACUUGGGAAUCACGUACUUUUCCGUGAAUUCAGCUUUAUCAAAGCCACCCAAUACAACAGAGCUUCGUUUUUACGAAUAUUCUGGCGUUGCUUCCGUCAGAUAGGCAAAAAUGGAGACCUGUUGACAGUGAAGGAAUACCAUUCUCUACUUCAGCUUCUUUGCCCAGAUUUCCCUAUGGAUCUCACCCAGAAGGCAGCGAGGAUUGUCCUUAUGGAUGACGCAAUGGACUGCCUGAUGUCAUUUGUGGACUUUCUGUACGCAUUCCAGAUUCAGUUUUACUAUUGUGAAUUUCUUGAAAGUGUUGCCGUCAUUUAUCAAGACCUGCUUAUGGGGAAAAACCCAAACACUGUGAUUGUGCCCACAUCCUCAGUGCAGGAAGAACACCAUUUGCCAUCGAGUGAAAUGCCAACACAGGAGGGUAUAGAUGCUUCACAGUUUUAUGACUGUUUGGAAACACUAUGUGAUAGGUAUAAACACAGCUACCCACCAGCAUCCUGCAUAAAGGAAAUCCUCUGGAAAGUGCAGCGAGUGACAUUUUAUGGAUUUCUGAUGGCCCUGGCAAAAGAUGACGGGAUCAACUGCAGAUUAGGAACUUUCCCUAUCAAGACCGAACUCCUUUCAAAUCCAGGAACUGAUCAAGAGCUGGAGAAAAUAAUUACUCAGAUGAUCGGUAAACCAGCCUCCAACAAUGGUUGCAAUCCACCUCCACAGAAGGAGCAAGGCAGAAAAUUCGCUUAUCGGAAACCUCUUGCUUAUCGUAAAAAAGUGGAUGUUGAGAGUGACGGAUCAACCGAAGAGACCGACUCUUCUGAAAAUUAAAUCCCAGUUAUUUAUUUAUUUCUUUGUUGUGAAAAGGGCCCCGUCUCAUUCCAAAGCAUUUCUCAUCUUUCGCUUGCUAAAUAACAUUAUACAGUAGUUGGUGAACAUUUCUGGGGUUAUUACCACACUUACCACCUUCUAGUUCGUAGAACGGAGUUUGAAUUCAACCCAGAAACAGAAAUUAAAGUUUCUCUCGCUCUCUCGCCAGGUCGAAUGAGUUGGAAAAUCUCAACCCAACUGCACACCAGUAAAGUGCCCACAAUUCAGCACAAAUCAUCACUAGAAUUUUACUGGGCAGACAAGAUGAGGCUUUGCUGUACAUCCAACCCAUCCUGUUUUUUUUUUAGCACCAAUAUCCCCUAAGACAACUUGAAGGCAGAAGAAGGUCAUCUCUGUUGCCCGACUUCAACAAACGUUCAAAAAGUGUAAAUGGCAAAGCAAAGAAAAUGUCACUGGAAUUGGAGCGCUCUCCUUUCUCCUCAGAGGUCUGGGCUGAAAGCAAGUCCAGGGAAAGAAGGAGGAUACAACAACAACAACAAGAUUCCAUUUAUAGAGCGCC